AUGACAAUCCCAACGAGAACGAACAUUGCUAAGAAUCCAAUUGUGGAAAAGGUGAUCGCCGAGCAAUUUCUUGCAGCCGAUCUUGCCGAAGUCGACCACUUACGAGAAGAGGGGAAGAAGUACAACUACAAGAGGAAGUUGGUAUAUCGAAAUGUUGCUUUGUUUGCUGCUCUCCAUGUUGGAAGUCUCAUCGGUCUUUAUCAGGUUGCGUUCGAUGCGAAAUGGCAGACGGUGGCAUGGAGUAAGUGUUCCAUAUUAUGCCCCAUAUUUUAA
Messenger RNA from Ostertagia ostertagi, 273 nucleotides. The record is from the annotation of a GenBank genome assembly. Lineage: Eukaryota; Metazoa; Nematoda; Chromadorea; Rhabditida; Trichostrongylidae.